Messenger RNA from Camelina sativa (false flax), 836 nucleotides. RefSeq lists its product as uncharacterized. The record is from RefSeq and is a predicted model, not a curated record. NCBI's taxonomy places the organism in Eukaryota, Viridiplantae, Streptophyta, Magnoliopsida, Brassicales, Brassicaceae.
CUAACAUAACCCAUUAAAUUUUCAUAUUAAAGUCUUCUUCUUCUGAUCUCUCUCUAUCCUCCAAACAAAGUAUGGCCCUUUACCGUAUCUUCAUCUUCUUCUUCUCUCUCACCCUCUUUACUCCAACAACCCAUUCCCUCAACGAACCCGACCCGGAUUCAAUUUCCACCGUUUACGAGCUCCUCCCAAAGUACGGUCUCCCAAGCGGUCUCUUACCAGACAACGUCACCAACUUCACCCUCUCCGACGAUGGCCGAUUCGUUGUCCAUUUGCCCGAUUCCUGCGAAAUCGAAUUCGACUACCUCGUUCGCUACGAUAAGACCAUAUCUGGGCGUAUCGGUUACGGCUCGAUUACUGAGCUCAAAGGUAUUGAGGUGAGGAGGUUCUUUAUUUGGCUCGAUGUUGAUGAGAUCAAGGUUGAUCUCCCACCUUCUGAUUCUAUCUACUUUAAAGUUGGGUUUAUCAACAAGAAGCUUGAUAUUGACCAGUUUAAGACUGUGCGUUCGUGUCACGAUAAUGGUGUCUCUGGCUCCUCUUGUGGUGAUUCCUGGAAGAGUUUUCUCGAGAAAGGGAAGCUUCAAGGAAUGAUGGAUGAAGGGGAAAUGUUAAUCACCGAGUAAACACUCUUUGUCUUUGCAACCACAGAAUCUGUGACAAUACGCAGAUGAAGUUGAGUCUCAAGUCAAGUUUGUACAUAUACAUACAAUAACUAGACAAGUCUUCUUUAUAAGACUUGGUAUGAAGUGUUUAAUAUUAUGCACUAUGUAAGUCUUGUUAAAAGUAAAACUGGUUUCCACGAAAAUGUUGUUAUCUAUAUAGUCCAUUCCUCACCAUCA